AAACGUGGCCUCAAGUGGAUCUUCCAGCAAGACAAUGACCCCAAGCACACAUCAAAAUCCACAAAGAAAUGGUUAACUGGCCACAAAAUUAAAAUAUCGCAAUGGCCAUCUCAGUCUCCGGACUUCAAACCCAUUGAAACCCCGUGUUUUGAAUUGAAGAGGGCUUCUCCAUGAGAUUCUCCAUAAGCACAUUUAUACAGUCAUUUUUGCUCGUCUUUAUCAAGGGUGUCAAUCCUAUUCUAAUCAAUAAAGGUAAAAUGGUUUGCAUUGCCAUGUAUUUUAUACUAGGAUUUAUUUUGCAUUGGAUUUGUCAGUCCGUUCAGACGUUCAUUUAUCAUCAUGGCUAUUGGCUAAUAGCAUCCCUCCUCACCAAAACAUACUAUCAUCAUGGCUAUUGGCUAAUAGCAUCCCUCCUCACCAAAACAUACUAUCAUCAUGGCUAUUGGCUAAUAGCAUCCCUCCUCACCAAAACAUACUAUCAUCAUGGCUAUUGGCUAAUAGCAUCCCUCCUCACCAAAACAUACUAUCAUCAUGGCUAUUGGCUAAUAGCAUCCCUCCUCACCAAAACAUACUAUCAUCAUGGCUAUUGGCUAAUAGCAUCCCUCCUCACCAAAACAUACUAUCAUCAUGGCUAUUGGCUAAUAGCAUCCCUCCUCACCAAAACAUACUAUCAUCAUGGCUAUUGGCUAAUAGCAUCCCUCCUCACCAAAACAUACUAUCAUCAUGGCUAUUGGCUAAUAGCAUCCCUCCUCACCAAAACAUACUAUCAUCAUGGCUAUUGGCUAAUAGCAUCCCUCCUCACCAAAACAUACUAUCAUCAUGGCUAUUGGCUAAUAGCAUCCCUCCUCACCAAAACAUACUAUCAUCAUGGCUAUUGGCUAAUAGCAUCCCUCCUCACCAAAACAUACUAUCAUCAUGGCUAUUGGCUAAUAGCAUCCCUCCUCACCAAAACAUACUAUCAUCAUGGCUAUUGGCUAAUAGCAUCCCUCCUCACCAAAACAUACUAUCAUCAUGGCUAUUGGCUAAUAGCAUCCCUCCUCACCAAAACAUACUAUCAUCAUGGCUAUUGGCUAAUAGCAUCCCUCCUCACCAAAACAUACUAUCAUCAUGGCUAUUGGCUAAUAGCAUCCCUCUUCACCAAAACAUACUAUCAUCAUGGCUAUUGGCUAAUAGCAUCCCUCUUCACCAUCACCAAAACAUACUAUCAUCAUGGCUAUUGGCUAAUAGCAUCCCUCCUCACCAAAACAUACUAUCAUCAUGGCUAUUGGCUAAUAGCAUCCCUCCUCACCAAAACAUACUAUCAUCAUGGCUAUUGGCUAAUAGCAUCCCUCCUCACCAAAACAUACUAUCAUCAUGGCUAUUGGCUAAUAGCAUCCCUCCUCUUUAUCAUCAUGGCUAUUGGCUAA
Molecule: messenger RNA, 1406 nt
Organism: Coregonus clupeaformis (lake whitefish)
Lineage: Eukaryota; Metazoa; Chordata; Actinopteri; Salmoniformes; Salmonidae
Exons: 2
Coding region: 171-1406 (411 amino acids)
Source: RefSeq, a predicted model, not a curated record